Molecule: messenger RNA, 2097 nt
Organism: Protopolystoma xenopodis
Lineage: Eukaryota; Metazoa; Platyhelminthes; Monogenea; Polystomatidea; Polystomatidae
Source: the annotation of a GenBank genome assembly
GAAGCUAAGGCAAUCUUUGGGGACUCCUCAAAAUCUGCUACAUUGCCACAUCCUAUAACCAGUCGACCGGGCCUAAACCUCGGUACUAGAUAUAACUUUGAGCAAUCUGCAAAGGAGGAGCUCGACUUAAACGCAAGUCGCUAUUCACUAGAUGCAGAUCUUCAGAGAGAUGAGUUUUCAGGUCAGUUCAAACCGGAAGUAAGUAUCCCACAAGUUGGGAGUAAAGCCAUCAAUUUUGCCCCUUUAUUCACUGGAGACAAUGCUGCUACUCAUCAUGGAAUCAAUCGUCUGCCAACUAGUGUCCUUAAGCUACCGGCUCCAGAGAUAGCAAUGCAUGCUUUAAACCAGGGUGACUACUCUACGCAUCCCCAAUAUGACAGCUCUUUGACUCGACUUGAUCUGCAUUCUAUGGAAGAAGCAAAACAAGUUCGUCAGGAAAGACAACAUUCAUUAAUGGAUGCCGAGCUAUCCAGCCAGACCUUGACACCACAUGGCUUGUCUACAUCUGAUCAUCAAAAACCCGUCAAUUUCACCACUCCAGCUCCACAACUUGCAUGCGCUCUUCUUGAACCUAUUGAGCUGAGUCAGGUGAUCAACGAUCCCACUCUCACAAGUCUGUCAGAAUCCGAAUUAGAAUCACAACAAAUAGAGACUGCUAAUUUGAGCAUACCAGUUGCUCAUGCCAUAACAGAUCCAAGUCCGAUCUCGAAGGGAAAAAAGCUCAAUCUUAAAGCAUCGGCACCGGAAGUAGCUUGUCAGCUGAAAAACAAAGAUCCAGGUCACCUGGAAGGAUUGGAAUUAAGCCAGGAAAACGAGACAUUAACCGGCCUCUCAGAGCCACAACUUGCCCCAGAUCAGGUAUUAUUCCAUCCAUUAGCAGCAACAUCUCCGACAUCCAGCUUACCUGGUCAUCGAAGUAGUGAUCAUGACCAAAAGGUGCCCAACAGAACUGCUAAAAAGGACCCAAAUUUCGAUACAUCGACCGGCCAGCUGCCUGGUGUAAACUCCUUUCAUAGUGAUAGCAAACACCCAAAACAAAAAAUGUCAUCACCCGCACCGGAAUUGGCUUGCAAGCUGACAAAUGGCCAAAGUAAGCCAAGUUCUCACGAAAUCAGUCUUACAGGACCUAAUACUGAUAGAAUCCCACACAUUAGUGAAAAUCGGGUCGCUCCUUCAGAGGCAUUCACAGCUAUUUCAAAAGCUCCCUAUUCUACGAAACCAAUCAACCUAAAGUUAGCUGCUCCUAAACUGGCUUGUGAUCUGCUUUCGGCCAAUGGUAUGAUUUUUAAUGAGAAAGACAUCUAUGGACCAACUUCAUCUCUCACGGGUGGCCGAAUCGAAGCAUUACAACCUUCUCAAAAGCCUAUUCAAUUAGGAGCUCCUGUACCUAAGAGUGAUAAUGCUGGACUAGACAAAUCGGCCACAACCAAAACAACAAAAAAGAAAGCCGUUUUUGAUUCAAAAGCCCCCGCACCGCAGAUUGCAGCAAGUUUGAUAGAUUCAUCAUCUUUGGAUCAUAAAAAUAUAGACACUUUGCUGACUGAACCAUACCCCAUUGGCUUGACGAAUACUAAUCUGUAUUCAUUUUCACCGUCUUCGAGCUUCCCAAUAGACGACUUGGAUGACAACAGUGAGGAUGAAGACGACGAUAUGCCCAGCAUCACAAUGAGCAGUCACGAUAGUACAGUAAACACCGAGAACGAGCGAAGCGUUGAAAUUGGAGACGUUCUUAUUCGCCGAUUGACGGAACUUCAGGGCCCUGCAUCUCCAGGGCAUACAAAUUACAAAAAUGGAUUAGCUGAUUCAACUUGCAUAAGUCGAUCAGUUCCAAGUUUGCAGGCAGCUUUAUCCUUAUCUGAUAAAUUUCAAUCUCCACAAAAUAGAUACCUCUCGGGCACAAGCACUAUCUCAUCCCUACACAUCGAUGACCCAUUCAUCCCCCUUCCAAAAUCCCGUCACAGAAGAAAAGUAAGGCACUACCAAUCAUUACAAUUGGCUCAAAAGCGCCCCAUUUCCUGGAACAUCUCAAGGAACAUUGAAGAUAUCAUACCUAUUAAUGGUAAUUUGGUGAAAUCACAUAUUGUAGAGUUUGGCUAA